AUGUUCAAGUUCUGUUCACAAUUGAUUUUGGGCUUAUCUUUGCUUUUCGCCCUCCUUGCGGAACCAACCAAUGCUCGGCUAACUGCUGGUCACCGUCAUUUGAAGAGUUGUGAAGAGAGCCAAGGUCUGUAUGGUCGAUGCUGUGGUUUCGAUCUUUCUGCUUGCUCCUGUCCCAUCCGAGAAUACGAAGGAUUUGGUGAUUUCAUCGUGAAAUAUCUGUGGGAUUCUGCAUGCAGCAAGCUGGAAGGAAAGAUUGCGGAAUGCAGUUUGACUGUUGGAAACAUCACAGCCCCAGUGGAUUCUGUGGUCGGUACCGCUGGAGCACCAUGA
This is a messenger RNA of Cylindrotheca closterium, 330 nucleotides long. The record is from the annotation of a GenBank genome assembly. NCBI's taxonomy places the organism in Eukaryota, Bacillariophyta, Bacillariophyceae, Bacillariales, Bacillariaceae.